AUGGUCACCCAACAGUUGGUCAUCGUCGAGUCGACGGUGCACACAAGGCGGUGGGUAUGGUUCGACGAGUGGCGCACGUGGGAGCCAGUAUUCUUCCCUGUUGCCAUGCAGGGCGAGUGGCCGAUGUUCCCGCAGGUGUCUCAGGUCAAGCAGGAGCUCCUCAAGUCAUGGAGCUACCUCGGCGUCGCGUUCAAGGACUCGGACAGUGCCGCGAUCAAGGUGUUCAGCACCUACAGGACGGAGGAUUCGGUGGCGCUCAACGAGAUCAACGGCCCGAACGUGGACGACCACGUCGUCGGCAGCAACUCGAAGCAAAACAUCUCGAGCGGCCGCGGCCCACGCGGCAGCAUGGGCGACAAGAAGGACAAGAAACACAAGAUACCGGCCUCGGAGGACAAGAUGCAGCCCCAGUCCCAGAAGGACUUCCAGGACGCGUAA
Prorocentrum cordatum is the source of this 438-nucleotide messenger RNA. The record is from the annotation of a GenBank genome assembly. NCBI's taxonomy places the organism in Eukaryota, Dinophyceae, Prorocentrales, Prorocentraceae.